UUGCUGCGUGCCUUACUGCUCGUCAUAUACGGGAAAAUCAAGACUUGACUGGCAAGCCAAGUGUGUCGUUCCACGAGUUUCCUGUGACCGACAUUAGAGAAGCAUGGAUCAAAGCCAUUUCACGCGAAGGUCCCAACAAGACUCUGUGGCAGCCACACGAGACGGCGAAGGUGUGCAGCAUCCACUUCAAGCUGGAGGACUACAAGGAGUGCUUGAAAGGGCGUCGCUUAAAGCCCAAUGCAGUGCCUUCCAUCUUUCCGGGAUACCCUGCCUACAUGCAGCGCUCCGCUGAGUGCAUCAGACGGAAGGCUAGCACCCUACCGCAGCGACGCCUUUCAGAAGCUUUUCCUACAGUUUCGACGCACCCACCCAGGUCAAAGAAACGCCUCCUGUGCAAUAGCUCUGAUGAUACAAAGCCAUCUGCGGAAACCACUUCGACAACCAGUACGAGCGAAGCUGCAGACUCUACCAGCCUUACAGCUAAGAAGCCUUGCAAAAGAAAAAACAUGGCGAUGAAAGAACCACAUACCCCGCCCAUAGAGCCGACCACACAGCAAACCCUUGAGCACGUGCCAGCCUCAAAAGAUGCUCGGGCUCCCGCCUCUACGCGGCCACUGGUGGUCAGAGUGGCAACAUGCAAGCAGUGCCCUCCAGUCACAGACGAGUGCAGUGCUUUGAGUGGACUGGAUGCAGAUUGCCUAGAUGAACUCAGGACACUUGGGACACAGACUACAAUGACCGGAGUGACAAUGUCUGCCUUGUGCGACGAGAUAAGGUUGCUCAAGCAGAGGUGCCACGACUUGCAAAGCCAGCUCAACAAGGCACAUGCUGAAAACUGUCAGUUAAAAAUGAAGAUUCGCUCUAACCAGGGGCCUUGCGCAUUAUCUGUAUGAAAUCUAAUGCUACCAAGCUACCUUAUCCAGGCCGCUUUAAAAGUACACACUCUAGCAAGACUUCUCCACAGUCUGGCCACAGGAAUGUGGUGAACGCAAAGAUUUGUGUGUGCUUCUGAUACCGACCAUGGUGGCCCAUGCGACAACUGCUC
Molecule: messenger RNA, 1045 nt
Organism: Dermacentor silvarum
Lineage: Eukaryota; Metazoa; Arthropoda; Arachnida; Ixodida; Ixodidae
Exons: 4
Coding region: 276-893 (205 amino acids)
Source: RefSeq, a predicted model, not a curated record